AUGUCCGAUGCUCCAUUGCACCAACAGACGUUGAAAAGCCCUCAAGACCUUGCUCUUUAUACUUCAACUUCAUCUACAACAAUCACCCCACCAGGUUACAUGUCCUCCACUCUUCUUCCACAGGCAGUCACCACCGAUGCACAGGUAGCCCCAUCGCUAUCCACCCGUGGCUCUCCCACGGCCACCGUGUCGUCCCGUAGACCCAUUACUGGCUCAGGUAUGAGCCCGGCUUCGACCCUAGGCUACCCGGUCGUUACCACUAAUACAGGAUCUUCACAUUCUCCUCUAUCACCUUCUCCAUCAUCCUCUGUAUCGUCAACCUCAGAUGCGUCUUUUUCAUCAGCUAACCAAUACGCUGCCACUUCGAAACCACAGAUUCCUACUUCAUUGGCACCUGUAUCUCGACCAGAUUCUGUUGUGCCAACCCCAACAGAUGCUCUCUUCCCAGAGUACAGCUCAUCCUCAUCCUUUUCAUCUCUUACUUCUUCAGACACUGAAAACAGCUCAAUCCAAUUCAAUAAACGAUUCCAACUGAAUGGAGAUGACUCGUCUAGCUCUCAGAUUUCGCCUACUAACUCGGAUAACUAUAAUCAUAAUAUUAGCAACAGAGCAACUCCUGAUCACACAGUCACAGGAAGGUUAAAUAACCUUUCUCUCCAAAACCAUGGCUACUCAACCCCAUCUUUUGAAACUGCUUUGGUCCCUCCUCCUGGUAUCGUUACUGCAUCUACAUCAAGUCUUACGGCAAGAUCAUCUUCUGUUACUGGUGCCCCUAAUCUCAAUGGCACCCCUGCAAUCCAAAUCCCAGUGGCUGUCAAUCAUGAUAGUGCCUAUGCGUCAUCCCCUUCUCCAGGUGUUGGCCGUUUCCCCCUACAGGAAACACCACCACAAACCUACCGAGGACAAGGCAUUGAAGAUGAACCUUUCCCUUACACCGGUUCUCCAAGUCAAACAAGUCCAUCAGUGGCCCCUGUAACAAACAAUACACCUUCACCAUCUCCCUCACACAAGGCCCCAUCCCGAACCCACUCAACACUUAGUCUCUUUUCCAAGCGACGAAAUCGUGGAGAUUCUUCAUCAAGCAUUUCUGUUGCUGCACCGACAAAUUCUCAGCAAAGCUCUAACGGUGGCAGUCUGCGUACGCCGCACCCUUCGAUGGUAGACUUGAAGCGGUUUUUCCAAAAGCCUUGGAAAAAUAAUGCAAGCAACUUUUCGGACCCCCCACCAGCCCCACCGGGCCGCUUUACUAGCAGUGCUAGCAGUAGCAACAGUAGCAGUAGCAGCAGCAUUAAUCAUCAUCACCAUAAUAGCCAACACAUUUAUGACUCUGAACGCACAGCAUCUGCACCAUCUACUCCUCCAUUGCCUCCAUCUGCUGGAUCAACAUCAUCUACUGAAUCUACAUCUAGACACUCUUCGUUUUCAAAACGCACAAGUACAUUUCUUGGAGGUGGUGGCGGCAGCAGCAGCAGCAGCAGCAGCAGUAGCAGCAGUAACAACAGCAGCACAAUAGGUAGUGGUGGUGGUGGUUAUGGCGACUCACACUCUAAAAAGACCUUGUCAAAGAGCUACGGUAAGCUUGGAAAGGCACUUGGCGAAGGUGCGGGUGGAAAUGUGCGUUUGGUGACGGGCAAAAAUGGCAAGAUUUACGCAGUCAAGGAGUUUAGACAAAAGGCCAAUUAUGAAACUGCGCGCGAUUACUCCAAGAAGGUGACGGGCGAGUACUGCAUUGGUUUGACGCUAAAGCAUCCUAACAUCAUUGAGACGGUGGACAUUAUUUACGAAACAGACAAAAUUUACCAGGUUAUGGAGUACUGCGAGUAUGACUUGUUUGCAAUUGUCAUGUCGGGCAAAAUGUCUAAGGAAGAGAUUUACUGUGACUUUAAGCAAAUGAUCAAUGGUGUCAAGUACAUGCAUGAGUGUGGUCUUGCUCACCGUGACUUGAAGCUUGACAAUUGUGUCAUCAAUUCACAAGGCAUUGUAAAGCUAAUUGACUUUGGUUCUGCCGUGGUUUUCCGGUACCCUGAAACGGAAAAGAUUCACGAAGCUUUGGGAGUUGUAGGCUCAGAUCCUUAUCUUGCGCCUGAGGUGAUUACUCACAUUAGAUAUGACCCUAGGCCAGUCGAUGUGUGGUCUGCUGCCAUUGUAUUUUGUUGUAUGCUUAUGCGCAAGUUUCCUUGGAAGUCUCCUAGACUUUCGGACAAUUCGUACAAGCAGUUUGCAGCUGGCAUGGAUGCCAUGAAGAAGGAAGAGGAACUCCGUGAGGCCGAACGCAAGCGCCGUGAGGCCGAUCCAACUGGUGUCACACUGCCUUUACCUGGCAUGCCCAAGAGUGGACUUCUUGUUGACUCUGGCAGUCCUGAUGAUGACCCCUCAGCAGCUCACCGAGCGUCUACAUAUGGUCCUAACCGGUUACUCAAAAACCUUCCUCCAGAGACACACCAUUUCAUUUUGCGCAUGCUUGACAUUGAGCCUUUAACUCGUUAUUCCAUCUUUGAUACCUGGAACGAUUCUUGGUUUGCGGAAGUGCCGUUUUGCACAGUGACUAAUGGUCGUCUUGUGUCUGCACCAGGCCAUUCGCAUACUACGGUGAAUUUUGACGAGGCGCACAUUGCCACCUUGGAGAAGAAGAACAAAAAGAAGAAGGAAAAGGAGAAAUUGUGGUGA
Molecule: messenger RNA, 2667 nt
Organism: Magnusiomyces paraingens
Lineage: Eukaryota; Fungi; Ascomycota; Dipodascomycetes; Dipodascales; Dipodascaceae
Exons: 2
Coding region: 1-2667 (888 amino acids)
Biological process (GO): protein phosphorylation; intracellular signal transduction
Molecular function (GO): protein serine/threonine kinase activity; ATP binding
Source: RefSeq, a predicted model, not a curated record